AUGGACUCUACGUACCAAGGAGCUGGGGACAAGGACGACAGAAUCAUCCUCGUGCAGUUCGAUGAGGGGGACAAGGAGAACCCAAUGAACUGGAGCAAGCCCAAGAAGUGGUUGAUGACUUCGCUUCUGUGCUCGAUGACGCUGGCUAUUGGUCUAUCGACGACGGCUUACAGCAGUGGUAUCGGCACCAUGGUUGCCGAAUUUGGUGUCUCCAACGAGCUCGGACAGCUCGGCCUCUUCAUGUUCAAUGCCUCGUGCGCCAUUGCUCCCCUCUUCUUCGCUCCUUUCUGCGAGCUCACGGGUCGACGCGUCGUCUAUGUGACCGCCUUUGGCCUAUUCAGCGUCUUUACCCUCAUGCUCGUCUUUGGAGAGAACAUCGCCACGAUCCUUCUGGGCCGUUUCUUCCAGGGUGUCACCGGAUCUAUAGGCACCAUCCUUGUUGGUGGUACGCUCGCCGACCUCUUCGACGAUGACGAGCGCUCUAUCCCCACGUCCAUCUUCACCUUUUCCGCCAUUGUCUCCACGGUGGGUGCGCCCCUCUAUGCCAACUACAUCGACCAGUACCUCGGCUGGCGCUGGAUCCAGCGCGUCAUGAUCUGCUUCACAGGCGCCGUCUUCAUCCUCGAGGCGGUCCUCUUCCGCGAGACGAGGGGCAGCGCUAUUCUCACCACCAGGGCAAAGAAGCUGCGCAAGGACACUGGAGACAUGCGAUUCCGCUCUCCUGCUGAAGUUGAGAACCAGGGGAUCGCCCAGCUCUUCAGAGAGUCGAGCCUGCGUGCCGUCACCCUGCUCAUUCGCGAGCCCGUCGUCUCCCUCUUCGGUGCCUACCUCGCUCUCGCCUGGGGAGUCAUCUUCCUCUUUCUCUCGGUCAUCAAUAUUACCUUUGGCGACAUCCACGGCUGGAGCGAAGGAAACGUUGGCUUGGCCUACAUCCCGCUCAUCCUGGGCUGCUUCAUUGGAUUCGGCACAGGGCUGUUCCAGGAUCACCUCUACUUCCGCAAGAAGGCUGAGAACAAGGGCGUCGCCGUCCCCGAGGCUAGGCUGUACGGUGCUAUGAUCUUCUCCCCUCUCUUCGCCAUUGGCAUGUUUAUCUUUGCCUGGACUGGCUACCGUGCCGACAUCUCAUACUGGGGUCCUCUCGUCGGCCUGUGCCUCAUCCUCGUAGGCAUUUACCACGUCUUUCUUGCUGUGUAUUCGUACACGGGCGACGCUUAUCAGGAGCUGGGCAGCUCUGCCAUCGCUGGACAAGGUUUGAUGCGCAACAUGUUUGCAGCGGUCACCCCGCUCUUCGCGACACAGAUGUUCAACGGCAUGGGCGUGCAGUGGGCUGGCACGCUCCUUGCUAUCCUCGCUCUCAUCUUGGCUUUCCUGCCUUUCAUCCUAUUCGCCAAGGGAGAGACGAUCCGAGCCAAGUCCAAGUACGCCUCUUCACAGACUGGACUCUCGGACAAGAGGGCGCAAAGCGGGGAUGAGGAGAAAGCUGGUGGCAAGGCUGAAGAGGGAAAAGCGGCGAGUGAGGCGAGCCAGUAA
Jaminaea rosea is the source of this 1530-nucleotide messenger RNA. RefSeq names its product MFS general substrate transporter. Gene Ontology annotation, biological process: transmembrane transport. The record is from RefSeq and is a predicted model, not a curated record. Gene Ontology annotation, molecular function: transmembrane transporter activity. The coding region runs from base 1 to 1530 and encodes 509 amino acids. NCBI's taxonomy places the organism in Eukaryota, Fungi, Basidiomycota, Exobasidiomycetes, Microstromatales. The transcript has 2 exons.